CCCCCGGCGCAUCAUCGCCUCUCGUCUCACCAGGUCCUCUGCCUCGCCAUCGCCCCGCCCGUGUAUUUUCAUCUACGCCGUCCUUGUCCAGUAUUCUGUGUUAUAUUGCUUCCGCAACCAACCUUGUCUACACCCUCGGGACAUAACCUCGGGACGGAAUGGCCAAUGCAGGCCACAGUCCAACGGCGGCGUCAGCUAUAGAUGACAGUUGGGAGGGUGACCGAAUGUUCAACAUAUAUAUUCAUGAUUAUUGUGUCAAGCACGGCUACAUCGACACCGCGCAAGCGUUGAUGCGAGAAGCGGGCAUCCAGGAUGCAGCAACACCCCCCAUUAAUGCCAAACAAGGCCUGUUGUUCGAGUGGUGGAAUGUCUUCUGGGUCCUAUUCACCGCGAAGAGCCAAAUAUCAAAUCACAAUCAAGGCUCCGAGGACGCUCUCAUUUAUUUGCAGCACCAAUCAACGAGGACACAGCAGCCAACCCGGCUACCAGCACAACCUCCUCCGAAUCGAUACCCCAAUGGUGUGGCGCGCUCAGGGGCUCACAUGAACGGCACUAUGCCCAAUGGUGUCGGUGCCAAUGGUGUCGCCAGUGGGGCGCCUCCUACUAUGCCCAAUGGCACGGCUGGGCCGCCCUUCGCAAACGCGCAAGCAAAUGGAAUUCCUGGUACUGCUGCUGGGGCAAACGGUGUACCGACGUCGCAGCCGCCGAAUGUGCAAAUGAUGCCUGGGGGACAAAGAAUGAACCCUGGUGCACCCGGGCAGCAGCCCAAUCCUGCUCCUGGUAUGCCAGGCGGGCAGCAGUCUUUGACUCAGAUGGGCCGCAGUAUGCUACCUCCUAACGGGCCGCCGGGGAUCGGCCCAUCCCACACUCCUCAGCCUGGCUCACAGCAACUAGGCCGGUCACCAAGUCAGCCUGCUUCUCCUGCGCCGAACGGCGUCAUGCCCUCCCCGAGUCCAUCGAUGUCGGCGAGGCAGCCUCCGGGCAUGCAGUACGGUCCGCAAAUGCAGGACAACCCGUUGAAUGACUUCCUGCGCAUGCCUCCGGAUGCCCAGCAGAGGUUGAAGCAAGAGGCUAAGAUAGGUGACAAGGACUUGCCGUCGUUGACUCCUGAGGAGAAGCAACGCCUGAGUAACUUGGUGAGGCAGAAGAGGAAUAUGAUCCCUAAGCCGCCUGGUGCCCCUCCAACAAACGCCACUGCAGGUCCGUCCAACCCGCACAUGCAACCACCUCAUCAGCGUCCGGGACAGCAACCGUCUGCGCCGCAGAUGUCGGGGCAGCCGCCUCUCAAUCAGCGUGGCAACAAGCGUAACAGCACUUCGCCCGGCCAAGAGGCGGAGCAGUUGCCCAAGAAUGAGUCCUCGCCACCUGAUCGGAAGCGACCUCGUCGAACCCCAGCUCCUGAGCAGCAACAGCAGCACACACCGCAACAGCAGCACGCCCCGCAGCAGCAGCACGCCCCGCAACAGCAGCACGCCCCGCAACAGCACAACCCGCAACAGCAGCCCCAGCAACCCCCGAUGCAGCCCGGCGGGGCACCGUUCCAGCACCCACUUCAGCAGGGAGCCCCUGGCGGCCCUCAGAUGCCUAACGGUUUGCGAGCCCCGAUGAUGUCUGCGUUCCCCGGUCAACAAGCGAUGCACCAGAUGGGUCAAGCCCCAGGCAUGCAGAUGCCGAUGGGCGCGAACAUGGGUGGCCCGCACAUGGUCAACGUGAUGAGUCCGGGCAUGAUGAACCACCCUCCACCGAACGGCAUGCCCAUGAACCAGUUGAGCCAACAGAUGUCACAGAUGCAACGGGAGCAAAUAUACAGAGCGCAGAUGCAGCAGCUCCACAAGAACGGUCUGCCCCCCCAAGGCCCUAUGGGCAAUAUCCUCCCGCAGGGCGGGGUGGGCUCGCCGUCGAACCCGGACGGCCAGUUUGCAGGCGGGCCUCCGGGGCCUGGAGGCCAGAACAGGAUGGGUCAGGGCAAGGGCAUGCCGGGGAUGAUGCCCCCGCCGUCGCCGGGCAUGAACGCAGCGAAGAUCAUGGGAGGACAGAACAAGGACCCCAAUAGCGGCGAAUCGUCGGCCCCGAACGCAUCCCCGCAAAACGCCGCAGCUGGUGUCCCUCAGGGCCCCCCAGGCGCCUCCACCGCCCCGCCCACGCCGAGCGCAGGCGGUAUGACCGCGCCCUCGCCGCAGGGUAUGCUCAGUAACAACGGUACGCCAGCCAUGGCGCCGAGCCACCCGCCCGUGCAGCCACCGAUGUCGCUGAGUUCAGACCAGUCCAUCAUCUCACCCGACUUCCUGCAGUCCGUCGCGUCCUUGGACUCCUUCCCCGACUCGCUCUUCGGCGGGCGUGAUCAGGGUCUGGCCAUGGGCAUGGACUUUGAGCGCGACUUCGACGAGUGGUUCAACCCUGAUAUCAACACUGGUGGGCUCAGCUUUUAGUCGUGACUCUUCUGUGCGCGCAUUUGACCGGACCCCCCUUGUUGCUUG
Molecule: messenger RNA, 2477 nt
Organism: Rhodofomes roseus
Lineage: Eukaryota; Fungi; Basidiomycota; Agaricomycetes; Polyporales; Fomitopsidaceae
Exons: 9
Coding region: 159-2429 (756 amino acids)
Molecular function (GO): transcription corepressor activity; protein binding
Source: RefSeq, a predicted model, not a curated record